GGUUGAUUGUGAAGCUGCUUACAGGCAUUGUUUAGGACAUACUCUAGGGGCCUGAAGGGGCCUUUUUCUUAGCACCGGAAGAGUUGAGAGUUCAACCGCAAGCCUAAGAGAUGCCGCCGAAGGGGAAAAGUGGUUCUGGAAAAGGGGGGAAAGGAGGUGCCGCUUCUGGGAGUGACAGUGCUGACAAGAAGGCUCAGGGCCCUAAAGGUGGUGGCAGUGCAGUAAAGGUCAGACACAUUUUAUGUGAAAAACAUGGCAAAAUCAUGGAAGCCAUGGAAAAGUUAAAGUCUGGAAUGAGAUUCAAUGAAGUGGCCACACAGUACAGUGAAGAUAAAGCCAGGCAAGGGGGUGACCUGGGUUGGAUGACCAGAGGGUCCAUGGUAGGACCGUUUCAAGAAGCAGCAUUUGCCUUGCCUGUAAGUGGGAUGGAUAAGCCUGUGUUUACAGACCCACCGGUUAAGACAAAAUUUGGAUAUCAUAUUAUUAUGGUUGAAGGAAGAAAAUAAAAGCACAUGAAAGACUGAAUAAAUGUUUUAUAUUUCGUUUAUCUCCUUAA
Molecule: messenger RNA, 556 nt
Organism: Alexandromys fortis (reed vole)
Lineage: Eukaryota; Metazoa; Chordata; Mammalia; Rodentia; Cricetidae
Gene: Pin4
Product: peptidylprolyl cis/trans isomerase, NIMA-interacting 4
Exons: 4
Coding region: 111-506 (131 amino acids)
Biological process (GO): rRNA processing
Cellular component (GO): nucleus
Molecular function (GO): DNA binding; peptidyl-prolyl cis-trans isomerase activity
Source: RefSeq, a predicted model, not a curated record